Molecule: messenger RNA, 3684 nt
Organism: Recurvomyces mirabilis
Lineage: Eukaryota; Fungi; Ascomycota; Dothideomycetes; Mycosphaerellales; Teratosphaeriaceae
Exons: 2
Coding region: 1-3684 (1227 amino acids)
Source: RefSeq, a predicted model, not a curated record
AUGUUCUCGUUCAUGAGACGUACACAGAGUGGGAAGGAAGAAGACGGUACAAGAGAACGAGAAGACUCGCCUUUAAUAAAGACACCGGAAGUGGUGAAGAACAGAUUACCUGGGCAGAGCGUGGAUGACGAUGAUGACUUGGACGAGGACGACCUGUCACCGCGAUAUGGAGCGAAUGGAGCAACAUCGUACUUCGUGCAGCAGCAUGAGAACUUCGAGGAUGACGAGGUGGAUGGUGAAGAUGGAGGGAACGAGGACGAAGAUGCGGUAGACACGCCACUAUUACCUAUCUUUUCGGCGGCACAUCUGGACAAGCUGCCACUGUACAACAUCACACAUGCUAUCAGGCUACUCAUCGUACAAAGAGCGGAGACCACAUUAUCUUGGGACCAGCUACGCAGUCCGCAGAUCAGUCAGUUCCUGAUCAAGCCCAUACAGAACCAGUUCCAGAAGGAGGUUCAGCUAAAUCCAGGCAAUGCUGGCAUAUCGAAAACCAGGGCGUUGAUCAGCGAGCUUCUGGCCAUGAGGUUGGUGAAAGAGUUCACCACACGCGAGCUGAUAGAUGCACUCUCCUACGACUUCGACCCUUUACAGGGCAUGACUGCCCCCAACACAGGCAGGAGUACACCAGGCCCGGGCAUACACCACGACCUCCAGGCACGUCAUGUUCAAGCAAGAGCGGCUCGCGUGAGCACCAUUGAGGUCGCCAUUCGAGCUCAAGCUAAACGCUUCCUUGCACAUCCUCUCGUCGUUCAGCACCUCGAGGCGAUCUGGGCAGGCACGGUAGUCUUCCAUUUCGAAGCAGAUACGCUGCACCGAAGACCCGAGCGACGCGAACGCGAUAGACGAGAGCGAGCUGCAGCAGGCUAUGGUACCAUGAACCAGCACGGACCAAGCUCGUUGCCGGCUGACAAUGUUCUCUCGCGGAAGGCCACGAACACUACUGCUGGCUAUCGUCUUCUUGAAGCUGGCCCGGGUCGAAGAUCAGUCACCCUGUACGACCCAAGAGACGCGUCGUUGUUCAAAUUGAGUCGUCUUCGAGUACCACGCUAUCGACAAGUCUUCAGCACUAUGAGUUUUGCGAUAAUGCUCGGUCUGUUCAUCGCCGUACUUGUCGACCGCAGUCUCUACAUCACACCGCUCGAGAUUGUCUUCUGGAUCUGGUCAGCUGGCUAUAUGUUGGACGAAGUCGUUGGCUUCACCGAGCAAGGCUUUGGUCUAUAUAUCAUGAGCUUCUGGAACGCUUUCGACCUUGGCAUCCUGGGUCUAUUCGUGUGCUACUACUGCUUGCGAGUGUACGGCAUCAUUCUAGCCGAUCAAGGCAAGCACCGUAUCGCCAACAUGGCCUACGAUGUUUUAGCAUCAACUGCGGUCCUACUGUUUCCACGAUUGUUCAGUGUGCUUGAUCACUACCGGUACUUCUCGCAGCUGCUGAUCGCCUUCCGUAUGAUGGCGCAGGAUCUUGUGGCCAUACUCAUCCUGAUCCUGAUCUCCUGCUCUGGCUUCUUCGUGGCUUUCACUCUCUCCUUCUCGGACGAUACUACGGAUGGUCAAGCUGUGGCAUAUGCACUGUUUCAAAUACUCAUGGGCUUCACACCAGCCGCAUGGGAGAAGUGGCAUGGUUAUAAUGUGCUGGGCAAGGCUAUCAUGACCAUGUUCUUGGUCAUUUGCCACUUUUUGAUUGUGACCAUCCUCAUUACCGUCCUCACGAACAGCUUUAUGGCAAUCGUGCAAAAUGCGAACGAGGAGCAUCAGUUCUUGUUCGCAGUCAACACGAUCUCUAUGGUCAAGUCUGAUGCAUUAUUCAGCUACAUCGCUCCCACGAAUGUGCUGAGCUGGCUUAUGAGCCCGCUGCGGUACAUCGUACCAUUUCGGCAGUAUGUCAAGCUCAACAGAACAGUCAUCAAAGUCACGCACUUUCCGGUUUUGGUCGUCGUCUUCGCAUACGAGCGUGUCAUCCUCUCUGGCCUUGCGUACAAUCCUACCGAUCUCAUCGAGAAGCCCGCACGGUCGCAGACCAAGCCACUUGCAUUCAGCUUCAACAAAGCGCCCGAGGUCCUUAGUCCAGGCCGAAGACUCCGUGAGCCGUCUGUCAUCAGCUUUCACAAGGAUCGCGCAUUGGACGAGGUCUUCCGACGACCGUUCCGCGGCAGUACAGUACGUACAACGACUCGCGAGAUGGACCCAGAACGCCGAAAUUCUACCAAUGUCGUCGAUAGCUGGAUGCAAGUCGCUGAGAAUGAAGGAGGUGCUAGUCCACCAAUAGAGCAACCUAGAAGUGUCCUCGACCGGUUAGAAACUCGCCGACCUGGUGCGCGGCGAGCCAACACCACUGAACAGUAUCGGCAGAAGCAUCUUCGCAACUUCUCACCGGCCGCGAAGAGCGCAGUCAGCGACCCAGAUCUGAUGUCGCUAGCAGCAUCGAGAAGGCCGCAGCGGAUCGACGAGGAAGAAGAACCCGUGGAUAUCAGUACAGAUACACUGCCGCUGGAAACAGGAGAUGAAGGAGAUGAUGAGCACAACGUCGAAUCUGAUCGACGUACCACGCCAGCUAUCGGGAAGAGUGCUAUCUCGAUUGCAGAGAAGGAGAAUAGGAAGCCAGGCCCGGAUGACAGUGAUGGGGAGUACUUCCAGACACCCACAGCAGGCAGAUCAACAUACUUGCACAUUUCAUCCGCAGCUCGAGCUCGCAUGCAGGACUCACUGGAUAUACCCCCAUCAAGCAACGCGCCACCUCGCAAUCCGCUCCUUCGACAGGCCCACCCCCGCAACGCCUCCACAGGCACGACGUUGUUCGCACCUACAGGAGAAGACCCUUCCGCCACUUCACCACUCCGCACAUCACGACCUGGCACUGCUCGCCAGACGGAUAGCGGCGGUACCACGACGCCUGUGCCAACCAAGGCUCUGGCCUCAGGUGCUCGCACGCCCAAACCCAAACCUACACGUGCCCGUCCCAUCAUGCCACCUCGGCAACAGACUGCACCGAAUGCGAUUGGAGGAUUGUCGUUCUUCGACAUCGGACGCCAGAACAGGAGACAGCCUUCUUUCAAUGCCCGAGCUCUGGAUCUCGCAAGUGAAAUUGGUGAUAAUAAAUGGGGUCCUGCUGGCAUCGACGCCGGUGGAAUAUCCGGUAUGCCUGCUUCGUUUUCGGAACAGCUGCUUCGCGAACGUGAUCUCGAGCGUAUGCGGGAGGAGGAGAGGAAAAGAAGUGAGGCCGAGGAGAAGGGCAUGGUGAAUCGCAUUAUGCUGGCUCGUAUGCAUACACUCGAGGAAGGCUUCAAAGAGAUGCUGAGGGAGAUUAAGGAUAUGUCCUCUCAUCAAGCAGGCACGGGAAGUUCGAGAAGGGAUAGCGAGGCUGAUAUGAGAAAGCCUAUUCGACCUAAAAUCGAGACUGCGAGGACGAGUGGCAGUAUAGAAGGACUUGUGCCGCUGACACCUUUGGGUAGGAAUGUAGCGGAGGGCAAGAGUAGGAAGAGCCCGAGGAAGUUGCAGAGGAGAGGGACUAAAGGCAAAGAGAUCGAGAGACCUAGAAGCUCGAUGCGGAUUCGAGAGCACGACCCGGAUAGUCCGCAGAGUAUCAGGUCGGUGAUCGAGCCGCCGAGGGAUGGUGAGCAGGCAGUCGAGGCUGCAUCGAGGCCGGGCACUGCGAUGUGGUCGCCGGAUCGCAAGGAAGAGGAGUAA